Molecule: messenger RNA, 3744 nt
Organism: Xiphophorus couchianus (Monterrey platyfish)
Lineage: Eukaryota; Metazoa; Chordata; Actinopteri; Cyprinodontiformes; Poeciliidae
Gene: zfp36l2
Product: zinc finger protein 36, C3H type-like 2
Exons: 2
Coding region: 255-1472 (405 amino acids)
Molecular function (GO): mRNA binding; metal ion binding
Source: RefSeq, a predicted model, not a curated record
UUGCUCCACAGUGAAGCACUCUGGUUCUAGAGAGGAGGAGACAACUGCCACAACUUCACAGCUCCACAAUACUAACCUCUUCUAUUUUUUAUUAUUUCCUCCGGACUUCAAGUUAAAUUAUAACAGUAAUAAUAAAAUAAAACGUUUUGGGCAACUUUUAAAAACUUUUCCACAACCAAAACUUUCCAACUAAGCUCCAGUCGUGGCACAAACAACAACACCUCGUCGCAGUGAAGGAUCCCGCUCGGUCCUCCAUGAAAGACGGAGUGCGGCAGCAGAUUUGGGGAAGAGACAUGUCAGCGACGGUCCUGUCCACUUUCUACGACAUGGACAUGCUUUACAAGCAGGAGAAAAGCAUGAACAUGAACGCCCUCCACAUCAACAGCAUGCUGGAUAAGAAGGCGGUGGGCGCUCCGGUCGCCGGCUCCUUCACGCCGGGAUUUUUCCGGAGAAACUCCACCAGCAACUUGGAGGCAAUGAGCAACGGCAACAAGUACUCGCUGGGCUCGUACAGCAGCUGCAUGAAGGAGAACUCCCCGGUUGGCGGCGUCGGCGCCACGGCCCUCAUGAACAAGGAGAACAAGUUCCGCGACCGCGCCUACAGCGAGACCGGAGACCGGGGCGUGCUGCAGCAGAAGCCCGCCUCGCAGAUCAACUCCACCCGAUACAAAACCGAGCUGUGCCGGCCCUUCGAGGAGAACGGGUCGUGCAAAUACGGGGAGAAGUGUCAGUUCGCCCACGGCUACCACGAGCUGCGGAGCCUGACGCGCCAUCCGAAGUACAAAACGGAGCCGUGUCGCACCUUCCACACCAUCGGCUUCUGCCCCUACGGCCCCCGGUGUCACUUCAUCCACAACGCGGACGAGCGGCGGCCCGCCCCGCCGGCCAACGCCAACGUGCAGGCGGCGGAGCCCCGCGGCUACAGCCCGCAGCAGCAGCAGCCGCAGCAGCUCCGACCAAAGCUCCACCACAGCCUCAGCUUCUCCGGCUUCUCCACCCACCACGGACUCGAAUCGCCGCUGCUCGACAGCCCCACAUCCCGGACCCCGCCGCCCCCGACCUCCGCUUCGUCUUGCACCUCCGCCUCCAGCUUCUACGACGACGUGCUGUCGCCCAGCUCCAUGCCGUGCAUCAACAGCGCCUUCUCCUUCCCCGGGCAGGACCUGAAAGCCUUGCUGGCCCCGCUGGCGGUGCACUCCCCGGCCGGCUACGCCAACAACCACUCCGGCGGCGUUGGCGGCAGCUUCUACGGGAACGCGCCGAGCAGCGUGAGCCUCCAGGCGCUGCGCCGCCUCAGCGAGUCGCCGGUGUUCGAGCCCCCGCCCAGCCCGCCGGACUCGCUCUCAGACCGGGAGAGCUACGCGAGCGGGUCCCUCAGCUCUUCCGGGAGCCUGAGCGGCUCCGAGUCCCCGAUUCUUGACGCUGGAAGGCGUCUGCCAAUCUUCAGCAGGCUGUCGAUUUCAGAUGACUAAGUUAAUUUUUUAUUUUAUUUUAUUUUUUUGGAUUAUGGUUGGUUUCAGGAGUCUGGAGGUGCUGGAGACUGAGACUUUCCUUUAAGCAGAGGAUAUCAAAAGUUUGGCUGCUCGUCACCUCCUUUGACGUGCCUUUAAGCAAGACUUAUUCUGAUUUAUGUUUUUCCCACCAGCUGCAGGGGUGCAAACCCUGCCCAAACCUCCCUGGAGGGGGGACAAGAGACCAGUUUCCACUAGAAAUGCACCGAUUAGGCCGAUACAGAUACCGAUUUUUUUGUUUUGUUUUUCGUUGUGGUCUGAUCUACCGAUACUGUUUUUGUUUUUCUCCCUACUCAGAAGUAAAAUCUUUAUGCGGGUUCCUUGAUGAUAGAAGUUUUCGAAGGAUGUAUCCCAAACCUUUCUAAUGACACGCUUGUUGAUGUUUUUCCUGUAUGAAAUGAAAGCGUUGGUUGUUAUUAGGGGUGAAAAAAAAUUAAAAAAUAGAUUUUUUUCCAGUAUUUAGCCUUUCUGAUCACAAGGAAAAAUCAGCUGGUUCCGGUCUGUGUUGCGUCUCAUCGGUGCAUCGGUGCAUCUCUAGUCCCACGAGGAUCAGUUAAGCUUCAGUUUCAAGUAUCCUUGACCAGGCAUUAGUGUAAUAGUGUUUUGUUCUUGUAUGUAUUAUAGCUGUAUUAAAACGUAGAUAGCAAACAGAAGGCAUUCCAUCAGUGCCUUGCCCAUGGGGCUCCUGGCAGCCCUCCCUCUCUCCUCUCUCUCUUAUCGCUCUAUCAGGCAAGCCACACUUUUCCUGGGAUUAGAUGAGUGUAACAUGACUUGACAAGAAAAAAAAAAAAGACUUUAAGCGGUUUCAGAUUUCCUCCCAUCCUGCCAAGAAUAUGCCUUAACUUAAAGUAACACAUUUCUUCUUUUUCUUUUUUUUUUUUUUUUUUUGCUUCAACUUCCAUUCCAGAUCUGCCUUCUUCUAGCGCCACCCAGUGGUUGGUUUGGUUAGUCAGCAGUAAUUUGUUGCUUGGUUAAAAAGCACUCUUGAGUUGGGCUUGUUUGGGGAAAUCACUGCUGAUGGUUGAAUAUAUAUCUAUAUUUUUUUAGCUUUUUUUUUUUUGAGGGAUUUGCAUAGCGGUGCAUAACUUGCUAUGGACUAUUUAACUUAUUUAUUAUCUUGUGAAAAAAAAGUAUAGGCUACAUUGGUAAUUUGUGUCCAUACUGUAUUUAUCAAGUAUGAUGAAGCAAUAGAUCUAUAUUCUUUUAUGUUUAAAUUAUGAUCGCCAUUAUUAAUCUGCAUAAAGUGGAGUGUAUGUUCUUUUCACAGUAAUAUAUAUAUUGUUUUUCUCCUUUUUUUUCGUUUUGUAACUUCACUUGGUUAUUUUUAUUGAGUAAAAAAAAAAUCUUAAUUUAAGAGAACGUAUGUGAUAUUUAUUUCAUUAAUUUUGUUUCCUUGUUUACGUUUAUUAAAACAAAAGUUUGUGUGAUUGCUGUUUUUGCUCCUGAGGCUCAGUGCUGUCGAAGGUCUUUUAUUUUAUUUUUCUCCCCCAGACUUUAGAUGUUCUGUAGAAUGUAUACACAGAGGUGUACAGACCGUCCAAACCUUUUUUCUUCUUCUUCUUUUUGUUGAUCUAGUUUAGACGUCAGUGACAAAGAACCCAAGUCAAUAAAUUAACCAAAAAGUAUUUGUUUUUUAAAUUUUUCUCUCCUGUUUUUGCACGAGGUCACACUGUGAUUCCAGCCGCGUGCUAAAGAAUGUAGCAAUCCCUUUUUGCCCCAGUAUUAUUAUUGUGUAGUGCCUAUGGGGUUCACCAUCUUUCUACAUGCCUUAAAAAUAACCAAAUAAAGUAUUUUUCCUACAUGGCAAAUUUUUUUAUAUACACGUUGAGCUGAAUGUAGUGUUGGAUUCUGCAACUUUUCAGGUUGUCACCACUCAGCCUUUCUGACAGAAGCAACCGUAACUUUUCUCCGAGUCCCGAUUCCUCUUUCUUUUUAUGAAAAUAUAUAUUGAAAAUCUAGUCUUGAGAGUUUGCUGCAGAGGGAAGUGGACGAACACAUUUUGGUUUGUACAUAGUAGGUACAGGGGGAUGCGCACUAUGUACUUUUGACUACUUUAUUAGAAGAAAAGCUUUUUGAAUGUAACAAAAACGGACAAAAAGACAACAAGAGUUGUGAUGUUUCUUUUUGGGGAGUCAGUUCACUACAAAUUGAGUGUGAGACUGUUAACUUUGUACUGUACAUUUGUUUUGUUUGUUUUUUGUAGUUCUCCCAAUAAAAAUCAUUUUGGAAAAGU